Gambusia affinis (western mosquitofish) is the source of this 7052-nucleotide messenger RNA. It is a transcript of the gene tjp1a, whose product is annotated as tight junction protein 1a. The coding region runs from base 469 to 5943 and encodes 1824 amino acids. The transcript has 32 exons. NCBI's taxonomy places the organism in Eukaryota, Metazoa, Chordata, Actinopteri, Cyprinodontiformes, Poeciliidae. The record is from RefSeq and is a predicted model, not a curated record. Gene Ontology annotation, molecular function: cell adhesion molecule binding. Gene Ontology annotation, biological process: cell-cell junction organization; cell-cell adhesion; protein localization to cell-cell junction. Gene Ontology annotation, cellular component: plasma membrane; bicellular tight junction.
GCCUGCAUCCUCCUGUCUCUGACUCUUUCUUUCCUACUCGUGCAACUCGGAGUUUAACAGCUGAGAACAUAAGAAAAAAAAUUAAAAAAGAAAAAAAACAGAGAAAAGUUACCGCUCUACCAGGCGACCCACAACAAUGACCCCGUCCUGACUAAAUUUGAAUGGAUUAAGCCAAUCUAUUCCGAGCUCUAAUGAGAUUAGAGAGUCAGCGCCGACGUGGGUCGCGGCGGCGUGGCACCUUUCGUUGAGCUCCUCGGGGAACAUUUGCCCCCGUCAAGCCAGCAGACCUGCCGGCGUGGAAAUGGCGCUUCUGAUGCCGCGGACGGGAGCGGAGAAUAAUAGACGUUUGAAUGCACGCUCACCUGUGCUGCUUUUGUGGCGCACGGAUUCCUAGAAGUGAAGGGAGAGUUAGCAGCGGCGGCGGCGGCGGCGGCGGCGGUGUGAGUAGUUGUGCAAAACGGAGGAGAAAUGAAGUACCAGAAAUAUAUAACAGUGAUGCAGAUGGCCAUGGGAGUGACAGCUUCAAACAAAGACUGCCUCCCCACUAAGAGACAGCUGUGGGUCACCCCACAAGAAGGAGAUGCAUCCCCCUCAGAUGCUUCCGGGUCUUCUAGUGGACCAGUAGGUGCUACUGGUGGCGCUGGUGCUAUAGCUUUGCCUGCCACCUCAACCCUCUCGUUGCCUCUGAGCCAAGCUAAACCUUCUCUGCGUCGCAUCAAGGGUCGCAUCCAUCGCAGCAAGAGUCUGGACAGCAUGGACCUGCUUGACUCUAACAGUGCGGCAAUGGAAGAAACAAUAAUAUGGGAACAGCACACAGUAACUCUUCACAGGGCACCUGGAUUUGGGUUUGGGAUUGCCAUCUCCGGCGGACGAGACAACCCUCACUUCCAGAGUGGAGAGACGUCCAUUGUUAUAUCCGAUGUGUUGAAAGGAGGACCUGCAGAGGGUCUGCUACAAGAAAACGAUCGAGUUGUGAUGGUCAACGGCGUCUCCAUGGAUAACGUAGAGCAUGCGUAUGCUGUUCAGCAGCUGCGCAAGAGUGGCAAAAACGCAAAGAUUACUAUUCGUCGGAAAAGAAAAGUACAAAUCCCAGUUUCCAAGCCCGGCGACCGGGAGACGAUGUCCGAGCACGAGGAAGAGUACAGCGAUGAGGACGAUGGUUACGAUCGCCAGGGCGAUCGGAACCGCCAAAGUGCCUACGGGGGCACAAGCGGAGGCCCUGGCAGGCGUCACGACCGGGAGCGGAGCAACAGCGGGAGGCGGGAUCACAGUAACUCACAGGAGAGAAGCAUUUCACCACGAUCUGAUCACCGAUCACAUUCCUCAUCUGCUCCUUCUAAGCCCUCCAAGGUCACCCUGGUCAAGUCCCGCAAAAAUGAAGAAUAUGGCCUACGACUGGCCAGCCACAUCUUCGUGAAAGACAUUUCUCCAGAGAGCCUGGCUGCCAGAGAUGGAAACAUCCGGGAGGGAGAUGUUGUGCUAAAGAUCAAUGGCACCGUUACAGAGAACCUCUCGCUGAUAGAUGCCAAGAAGCUGAUCGAGAGGUCAAAGGGCAAGCUGAAGAUGGUGGUGCAGAGAGAUGAAAGAGCCACGCUGCUCAACAUUCCCGACCUUGAUGAUAGCAUCCCGUCAGCCAAUAACUCAGACAGAGAUGACAUUUCAGAGAUCCAUUCGCUGACAUCUGACCAUUCCAACCGAUCCCAUGGGAUAGGUCAAUCACACUCACCUGACAGGCCGGAGACCGCAGACCUCCCCCGCCAAUCCCCUCGGCAGAUAAGCAACGGCAGCUAUCGGAGUCGAGAGGAGGACCGCAUCUCCAAACCAGGGGGCAUGUCCACACCGGUCAAACUCUUUGAUGAUGGCGUGUUGUCUCAGGCCAGCGACCAGGCCAGCUCCAGCAAUGACAAACAGUUACCUCCGCUGCCUGAACCAAAGCCAGUUUAUGCACAGCCUGGUCAGCCAGAUGUAGACCUGCCUGUCAGCCCCUCUGAUGCACCGGUGCCCAGCGCCGCUCAUGACGAAAGCAUCCUCAGGCCAAGUAUGAAGUUGGUCAAAUUCAAGAAGGGAGAGAGUGUUGGGCUGCGGUUAGCAGGGGGGAACGACGUGGGAAUAUUUGUGGCAGGAGUUUUAGAGGAUAGUCCAGCUGCCAAGGAGGGGUUGGAGGAGGGGGACCAGAUUCUCAGGAGUUUGCAUGUAUAUGAUGGGUGUCUCAGGGAGGGAAAUGAAGCAGACGUCUGGUCUGAAGCAAAAGUUUCAGCAACUAAUGUCAACAAUGUGGACUUCGCCAACAUCAUCCGAGAAGAGGCAGUUCUGUUUCUGCUGGAUCUCCCAAGAGGAGACAUGGUUACCAUUCUGGCACAGAAGAAAAAAGACGUGUAUAGGAAGAUUGUGGAGUCGGACGUUGGCGACUCCUUCUACAUUCGGACACAUUUCGAGUAUGAAAAGGAAUCUCCGUACGGCCUGAGCUUUAACAAGGGCGAGGUUUUCCGUGUGGUAGAUACGCUCUACAAUGGCAAGUUGGGUUCCUGGCUCGCUAUCCGCAUUGGGAAGAAUCACCAAGAAGUGGAAAGAGGCAUCAUUCCCAACAAGAACAGAGCGGAGCAGCUGUCUAGUGUGCAGUACACCCUUCCUAAAACUCCAGGGGGCGACAGAGCGGACUUCUGGAGGUUCAGAGGGUUGCGAAGUUCUAAGAGGAAUUUGCGGAAAAGCCGGGAGGACCUGUCGGCUCAGCCGGUUCAGACCAAGUUCCCAGCCUAUGAGAGGGUUGUGCUGAGGGAAGCUGGAUUCCUGAGGCCAGUGGUUAUCUUUGGGCCGAUCGCAGAUGUGGCCAGAGAGAAGCUGGCCAGGGAGGAGCCAGACAUUUUUGAACUAGCAAAAACACAGCAACAACAAGGAGGGGAAAGGAGCGAACCGAGGGAUGCAGGAACGAACCAGAAAAGCUCGGGCAUCAUUCGCCUGCAUACCAUCAAGCAGAUCAUUGAUAAAGACAAGCAUGCGGUGCUGGACAUCACCCCCAACGCUGUGGACCGUCUGAACUACGCCCAGUGGUAUCCCAUUGUUGUGUUUCUAAACCCAGACACCAAACAGGGGGUCAAAACCAUGAGGACUCGGCUCUGCCCCGAUUCUAGAAAGAGUGCAAGAAAGCUUUUUGAUCGAGCUCUCAAGUUACGGAAGAACAACCACCACCUCUUCACCACAACCAUUAACCUGAACAGCAUGAAUGACGGUUGGUUUGGAGCCCUGAAAGAAAUAAUCCAGCAGCAGCAGAACCAGUUGGUGUGGGUGUCAGAAGGAAAGGCUGAUGGGGCAACCGAUGACGACUUAGACCUCCAUGACGACCGCCUCUCCUACCUGUCAGCACCGGGCAGUGAGUAUUCCAUGUACAGCACCGACAGCCGGCACACCUCCGACUACGAGGAUACGGACACGGAGGGCGGGGCCUACACUGACCAGGAGUUGGACGAGACGCUGAACGACGACGUGGGUCUGCCCGUCGAGCCGGCCAUCACGCGCUCUUCAGAGCCCGUCCGUGAGGAGCCGCCAGUCAUCCAGGAGCCCCCUGGCUACGUGGCCUACUCUCACUCGGCGCAGCCGGACCCGCUGAACCGCAUCGAUCCGGCUGGGUUCAAAGCCCCAGUGCCGCAGCAGAAAGCAGAGGCCACACCUAGCAUCUCCAGGCAGCCUGAGCCCCUGGCUGAGGCAGUGCCACCUGCUGUCGACGUUACUGUAAAAACUGUAGGGGCUCUGAGCCUCGAUGAGGUUCCUGCAGCUCCUUACAGCAAGCCGAGCCCCAGCCAAGAGGCUGGCUCGCUUAGGAGGCCUACCCUUGAGCUAGCACCUCAGAGCGUCACCCCAGAGCCUCUGCAGUCCGGACUGGCUGGUCCAGAACCAAAGAUCUUUCAGAAGGAUCCGUACGGCAUGGAAAACACGGGGAGAAUCACUAACAGCAUGAAGGCUGUCAAUUACAACCCUCCGCAGCCGUACCACCCCGACCAGCAGUCGUACCGGGAUUAUGACCACCCGCCGAAUCGCUAUGACGUCAGCAGCGGGGCCGGGGCUUACCCGGAGUCGCAGUACAGAAACAACGACCACGUCCCGCUCUAUGAGAACAGCGUGCCUCAGUACGACCAGCAGCAGUGGAAUCCCUACGGCCAGCCGCCCUCUGCUGCCAACUCCCAGGGUUACGAUCUGCGGCUGCGUUACAGUGAUGGCUCCGAUGCGCCAUACACCCCACCUCUACGCUACGACGAGCCCCCACCACAGCAGGGAUUCGAUGUGCGACCUCGCUAUGGCAAACCCACAGGUCCGGGCCCGGUUCAUUACGACGACCUCCCGCCGCCUCCUCAAGGAUCUGACCACGGCUAUGGCCAGAAUUCCCACAUGGGGUAUCCCUCAGCCAGCCGAUCCCCAGAACUCGCCCCCCAACGACCCGCCUAUAACCAAGGACCCAGCUUGCAGCCGAAGGGCUACAAACCUCAGCACUACGACCCGACUCCAGCAAACUCUGUAGCCAGCCUUACGCCUCCUCCUAAAACCGAGACACACUCGCCUUCCCCUGUGGAAGCUGCUAAACCCGCACCUUCCAGAGACGAGCCGCCGGAGGAUGACCCUGCCAUGCGGCCCCAGUCGGUCCUCACCAGGGUCAAGAUGUUUGAGAACAAACGGUCUGUGUCUGUGGACCGUGCCAGAGAUGGAGGGGAAUCCACUGGAAACAAGGCAGCUGAUUUACCCCUGAAAGCAGGUGGUGUGAUCCCUAAAGCAAAUUCUCUGGGCAACCUGGAUCAAGAGAAGAACUUUAGAGCUCCAGAGCCCCAGAGGCUGCAGUCCACGGCAGCCGAUGACAUCGUCCGCUCUAACCAUUACGAUCCUGACGAGGACGAGGAUUACUACAGGAAGCAGCUGUCCUACUUUGACAGACUUCAGACCGGCCCUAACAAACCCCAGCCACAAGCACAAACAACUCACAGCUUCCCCAGGACCGAGUCUGUAGACAAACCGAGUCCAAUGGAGAAAAAGUAUGAACCGGUUCCUCAGGUGACCCCCUCUCUGCCACCAGCCACACUGCCUAAACCGUCAGCUGAAGUCAAGCCUCCAGCCCGAGAAAACACUGUCCAGAGCAACUUCCUGCCUCAGAAGAGUUUCCCCGAAAAGUCUCCAGUUAACGGCACAAGCGAGCAGCCUCCAAAGACGACGGGGGCGCCGUCUAGCUUUAAUCGCUUUGUUCCCAAGCCCUUCACCACCUCAGCCAAACCUUUCGCACGGAUGUUCGAGAGUCCAAAAUUCAACCACAAUCUUCUGUCCAACGAUAAACCUGAGAUUGCACCAAAGGGUCCAACCUCCACUGCAGUAAAGCCUCAGAUACCCCCACAGCCUCCGAACGCGGACCACGACAGCGGCGUGGACACCUUCACACGCACUGUGGACAACCGGCCCAAACACCAGCAGAAUAACGUCAACGCCGUUCCCAAGGCCAUCCCUGUGAGCCCGAGCGCCCUCGAAGACGACGAGGAUGAAGACGAGGGUCACACUGUGGUCGCCACCGCUCGUGGUAUCUUCAACAGUAACGGUGGCGUCCUGAGCUCCAUCGAAACAGGUGUCAGCAUAAUUAUCCCGCAGGGCGCCAUCCCCGAAGGAGUGGAGCAGGAGAUCUACUUCAAGGUCUGCCGAGACAACAGCAUCCUGCCGCCGCUCGACAAGGAGAAAGGAGAGACUUUGCUCAGCCCUCUGGUGAUGUGUGGACCUCACGGCCUCAAGUUCUUGAAGCCUGUGGAGCUGCGCUUACCUCACUGUGCGUCAAUGACCCCUGAUGGUUGGUCUUUUGCUCUAAAAUCCUCCGACUCCUCGUCGGGUGACCCUAAAAACUGGCAGAACAAGUCUCUCCCCGGAGACCCCAACUACCUAGUGGGAGCCAACUGCGUUUCUGUGCUCAUUGACCACUUUUAAGAAGGGACGAAUGGAAUGCUGAAUGUGGGAAAAGUGAAGGCGACGGACUGGAAUCAGAAGACACACACACACACACACACUGCACACGCACUACCGCUGCAGUCCAAGCGUACAAACGCAGCACACAGUGGAGUAUGAAGGAGAGCCGGUCAGUGCUGUUUACCGCACCCAGAUGAAGGCAAGACUGAAAAUCUGUCCUCAGUUUGAAGUUUGGAUGUGAAGUAAAACCCUCUGAUGCAUCUCUAAAAUACCAACACUAAAUAUAAAGUGGAGUUUAUUCAUGUAUCUGGAUGGAUGGCUUUCAAAGCAGCUUACAUGCUUCAGAAAAUUCUCAGUAUAUCUAUGCUAUAUAUGCAUAUAGUAUGUGUAGAAGUAUCGAAAGGAGUUGCUGAAACUGUAUUUCGGAGUUCAUUUCCAAGUUUAUAUUUCAGUUCAGGGGACAGAAUAUGAAGACUUAGACAGGUUGAGGUAACUUUAUUGAAAGUUUGAGAUAUGUAGGGACGUUUGUAGGAAUCCAUUGAAGGAAACGAUGCUAAACCGAAGCAGCACACUUAAAGACUCCUUCACUCCUUCCUUUGUUCUUCCUUUUCCUGUUAAAUCCUGUAGCUUCCUGCCUUUUGCCUCCACCUCCCUGAGCACUCGGUCUUCUCCUUCUGGCCUGAGGGAGAUCUAUGCAUGUCCUUUACUCAGGUUUUGUAACUUUCCUCAGUUCCUACCUGGCAUUUCUUUCCUCUUCCUUCCUGGUUACUCUUGCACUCAUACACACAAAUAAGCAGUGAUGCCUUAUCUGCAGAUUAUUCACUUUUCAUAAAGAGAAAACAUAACUUAUGAUAAAUUAUGGUAUAAUGUCAGUUGUUUUUGCCAUUCUUUUGUGAACCCACUGUAUAAAUAAACUUGGGUUUAGCACACAAUAACAGUUGGCAAAAGAUAACAAAGGUAAGCUCUUCUUUUAUCUGCUAUGCAUUACUGAAAAGGACAGAUAAGAAGUGGCUGUAAAUAAAGCUAGCAUAUUGCCUUGUUUCUUUUCUUUGUAAAUGAACUUUUUGUAUGUCUUUCUUUUUUUUGUAUAAAACUUAGAGAAAACAUAUUAAAAAGCAGAAGAAAGUGAA